Danio aesculapii is the source of this 4633-nucleotide messenger RNA. RefSeq names its product storkhead box 2a (gene stox2a). Gene Ontology annotation, molecular function: DNA-binding transcription activator activity, RNA polymerase II-specific; RNA polymerase II transcription regulatory region sequence-specific DNA binding. The record is from RefSeq and is a predicted model, not a curated record. The transcript has 4 exons. Gene Ontology annotation, biological process: positive regulation of transcription by RNA polymerase II. The coding region runs from base 1061 to 4078 and encodes 1005 amino acids. Lineage: Eukaryota; Metazoa; Chordata; Actinopteri; Cypriniformes; Danionidae. Gene Ontology annotation, cellular component: cytoplasm; nucleus.
UAGCAGCAGCAGCAGCAGCAGCAGCAGCAUUGGAAGAGGAGGGAGCCUCCGAGACAAGAUGUAGUCGCGUGAAUGUGCGUGUAUCCUUGCAGCCGCCGUCCUCCUUCACUGUGGAAUUACGGAACAAAAGAGGAGGACCUUUCUUCCGCAUCUGCGGUUUCCAUUUUUCCACCUUCCCUCUUGUCGCGGUUUUUCUGCCCUCCCCUUGCGCGUGGCGUCGUUUUCGACGGAGGCUAGUGGCAGAGCUGGAGAGGAGGGAGGCUGACACGGGCUUGUCUGCGGACUGAGAUCACCAAAGCAUCGAGGUCACCUCAGAGGCCGUUCUCUGCUUUCUUCUCCCCCCCCCUUUUGCGUUUUCUCUUUCCCAGGCAGGCCUUUUGUUUUUCAGCGGACUUGUCUGAGGGGCUGCCGUCGCCGUGCUGAAUUGGGCUAUUGUUGGACAGGCAGGCCUCUCUCUCUCUCUCUCUCUCUCUCUCUCUCUCUCUCUUCCUCCACAAUACGUUAUCCUCCCUCCCUCCCUCCUCUAUCAUCUUCCACCGCUCCAUCCUUUCAUCCCCAUGCACCUUGCUUAAACUCAUAUGUGUUUGUCGGUGCGCACGUACUGUCCGGAAUCAUCUUUGCACUGCUUCUUGUCCUCCAUUCUCACCCCCCCUGUUCUCCCAUCCCCGCAGUGCCUGGCGACGUAAUGUGCCCUUCGUGGCACAUGAAUCCGGAUGUUUGGUAGGGGGUCGGUGGGAUUUGUUCCAGCCAAGGGUGAUGCCUCAGAGGACAGCCCAGCCCAGCGCUCCCACGCCCACCUCCAACCACUGAGCACGCUUGCCUGCGCCGCCACGUGUCACCCCUGGUUAGCGUGCGUACGUGCGCGUAUGUGUGUAUAUGCGUACACACGUGUGUGUGUGCGAGAGCGCCCUUACCAUGACUCUAGCCUGAUACCUGGACUGGGGUGUCCCCUGCCAAUGUGGGGGAGGGACUGAACCUCAGGUUACUCCCCACCCCCUCCCUCCCCUUACCCCCUUCCCUCUUUCCCCUCUUCCCCCCAUCCACGGGGUAACCUGCCAACAUGAAGAAGACCCGCAGCACCAACCUCAGGCGGGCCUGGCCCAGCUCGGAUCUAUCGGAGCGGGCCUUGGAGCGCAUCCGCUCUCGCAGUGAGAAGGACUACCACCACCAUAAGCACUUUCCACCGCCCCCUCCUCCGUCCCACAUCUCCCCUUCUCCACGGGGCUACAUGACACCAGGCGAUGUAUCUCCUAUCAGUAUGUCACCCAUCAGUCAGUCUCAGUUCAUCCCACUGGGAGAGAUUCUGUGUCUGGCCAUCUCAGCCAUGAACUCUGCCCGCAAGCCUGUUACACAAGAUGCGCUGAUGGAGCACCUUGCCACCUGCUUCCCAGGUGUACCCACUCCAAGUCCAGAGAUCCUGCGGCACACGCUGAACAUGUUGGUACGGGAGAGGAAGAUCUACCCCACGCCUGAAGGUUACUUCAUUGUUACUCCACAGACCUACUUCAUCACUCCCUCCCUCAUCCGCACCAACAGCAAGUGGUACCACCUGGAUGAGCGGCAUCCAGAGCGACAGCAGCAGCAGCAACAACAGCAGCAGCUUCAACAACAGCAGCAGCAGCCACCACCACCUCAACAGCAAUGCACAUCACCACAAUCUGGAACCAUCACUCCCUCCACCUCUGGCUGUGUUCGAGAAAGGCCUAACCCUAAGAAUCACUGCGACUCCUAUAAUGCCUACCGUGAUGAGGUGCCAAGCAUUCAUACCUCCACAAUUCAAAGGAAAUCCCCAAAAGAACCCAAAGGAGAUCCCCCUUCAUACCCACAACCCCCACCCCCUCCACCUGCCAUUCAGCACCCACCUGACCCCACCGACAAGAGCAAGAGUAUGACCGCCACCUUCUCUUACAAAACGGACACACUGACCAAGAAGAAGGAGGGCAGUGGUGGGGGCAGCAGUGAGAGGCAGUCUAAGAAGUUCGGGCUGAAGCUUUUCCGCUUGAGCUUCAAAAAGGACAAGACCAAACAGCUUGCCACCUUUUCAGCACAGUUCCCUCCAGAGGAGUGGCCCUUGAGGGAUGAGGACACACCAUCAGCUGCAGCAAUCCCUCGUGAGGUGGAGAUGGAGAUCAUCCGCCGCAUCAACCCAGACCUGACGGUGGAGAAUGUGGCUCGUCAUACAGCUGUCAUGAAGCGGCUGGAAGAGGAGCGAGCUCAGCGCUGCAAGGCCAACUCAUCUGCACAGCACAGCGCCCGCAGCCGCCGCAGCCGAGGCCACCGGCGUGUGCCACACGGGAAGUCACGUUCGCACAGCAAGACACGGGCUUCUCGGGGAGACCCCUCUGAGGGCUCCAAUUUGGACCUGCCAGCAGUCAGCCUUGAGAGGGACUACCGUUUUUUUAGUCACUCUCUAGUACGCUCACCUAGAGAGGGAAUGUACACGAUGGAACGCAGAGGUGGUGGUGCUUACCUUGUCCACAGCAAUCCCAACAUUGCUGAGUCACACUUUCCUGUUACCCCAGAGUGGGAUGUUUCGGGGGAGCUUGCAAAGAGGCGGACGGAGAUGCCUUUUCCAGAGCCUUCACGUGGGACGUCACAUUCUAGAGUGCACCGGAGUCACAGCCACACUCAGGACCGCAAGUCACGCAACGAACGGCCUGACAAGGCUAAAGAACGAUCCCGUUCUAUGGACAACUCCAAGGGCCCCCUGGGAGGUGGGAGCUCCACGCUUGGCACGGCUGAGGAUUAUGACCGCAGUCCAGAUGACAGAAGCCGCUACUAUACUGAUGAUGGGACACUGAGGGCCUCCUCUCAAAAGGCACCGCACUACUCAUGCAUCAUGUUUUCUGCUGCCAAGUUCAGCUCUGAAAUGUCUGUAACUGAUAUGGGCAAAAUGAGUCUGGAUGAAUCAAGGCUCUGCAGCCCUCUAGAACGGAACAAGAGUAGAGACAGCCUCCCAGCGUACAGUGACCUGAAGGCCCUAUCGCCAAAGCCUUUGGCUGAUGACUACUUCCAGUGCAAUACAUCGAAUGAAACAAUCCUAACUGCCCCGCUGCCUCUGGGCAAAUCUGACCAUGACACUUUAACCCCAUCUGAUGGAAUCCGCAAGGGCUCUCCAGCUGACCGGCAGACACCACACCUCACUUCUCCUCACCCCUUGGAGUACAAAGAGGACUCCUCCACCAAAGGGCACAAUGGUUCUGGCAAACCCACACCAAGCCAGACACCUGAGCCUAUGCCCAAUGGACGUUUGAUACAGCACCAACACAACACUGACCCAGGGGGUGGGGGAGGCGGUGGUAGCACUGGUGGUGGGAUGGACAAGAGGAAAGAGAUUUUCAGUAAGGACACUUUGUUCAAACCGCCACACAAUGUUUUGACUGUGAGCUAUGUAGACAGUGGCUACUCAAAGUCAGGCACUUUGCGUAAGACUCCGCACAUGAAAUCAUCUGAGGUCCUUGACACUCUGGAGACCCAACAGCCACCUAACUCCACCCCCUUGUCUGCUUCUGCCCCAGCACCUACAGGCACAGAACAGGGUGCUCCCUCCACAUCUGAAGCUGCUUUUGAUUAUUACAACGUGUCAGAUGAUGACGAUGAGGAGGAGGUGGAGGAGACCUCCCAUAAAGAGGCCGCCCAGACAGAGGCAAAAGGGCGGGCAGGGGCUGGUGAGGGUGGUGGAGGUGGCGGGACCAUGCAGUGGUUGCUAGAACGUGAGAAAGAGCGGGAUUUACAGCGGAAGUUUGAGAACAACUUGACUCUGCUUAGCCCUAAGGAGAGCGAGAAUAAUAACAGCCAGAAGUCAGCUCACUCGGCACGGCUGGACAGCAUGGACAGCAGUAGUGUGACUGUAGACAGUGGGUUUAACUCCCCUCGCACACGGGAGAGCCUGGCAUCCAACACCUCAAGCAUAGUGGAGAGCAACCGGAGACAGAAUCCGGCACUAAGUCCAGGCCACAUGGGCACCACCAGCAUCGGCCCUCCAUUCAGCUUCCGUGCAAUCCCAGAGCCCCCCACAACACAACCUGAGAAACUGCAGAAAUCCCCCAACUGCCUUGCCUCCAUCACCAGCGUCUGACAUGGGCCCGUCUGGGUUGACGUAGGGUCAGGGUGAUCUGCAUUGAUGGGGUGCCUAAGUGCAGGAGGGUUGGAUAACUCCCUCCAUCAAGCACCUCGACUACAUGGGGACUGUUAAACCCACAGGCAUGGCUUCCAGAGACUGUUCCUACAGCAUCAAAGGUCACUGCAAAAAAAACUAAAACAAAAGAAAAUAAAAAAAGAGGGAAGAAAUGGAAAAGGAAAUUUCUCAUCAUAGGAUUUACCUUAACACACAAUUAAUCAGGAAAUUCUUCAGUCGAAUCAACCGUUAUUUUCAUAAUAGGCUUGAAGUAACUGCUAAUUUAACAAUCUUUUGUUUUCAGAAGUAUAUUGUUUUUGUCAGUCACAGAAUACGAGCCAAUAAGAUCAUGCAGCCAAUGGAUUACGUUUGUACGCAUUAAGAAAUCGAUGCUGAUGUGCAGGUCAAAGGUAUUCAAGAUUUGUGACAUUUGUAUGCAGUACAAAGUUCAAAUGAUCAUGAUUCAUAAAGCUGUAUAAUAUUCCUAAAAUAAACCCAUUUGUCAUGGCACUGUUA